AAAAUAACUCAUUAAACCGAAAGUCAGACUGAGGAGGGCGGAAAUCGACGUGAAAUGCUACUGUUACUAGUGUUAGGCGGUGUUUAACCAGUUUAUUUUUCUAUACGUAAUAGUUUCAGCUCUUAUGGUAAUAAUUUCAGGUCAUCAUCACCGCGUGACACUGAACGGAAUAGAUACAGGACCUUCACUUCCCGAACAUACCAACAAAGACUUGGUAAGCCAACUCAUGUUAACUUUUGAUGUAUGAUGCCUAAAAUUCUUACUGAAAUGAAAUGUUGGUAAAUAUCUGAGAGCAACUCAUCACCUCUAUUUUCAAACAUCUUUUUUAAGACGAACAGUAGACAAAAACGUCUUCGCGGGUGUCCCUUGCAAAAAAAUUGCUCUGACAAAAUUUAGGGGUGCCUAUCUAUUCCAGAAUCCAUGACAAAAAAUCUCGUGAUUACAUACUGAUCAGGCGGUGUUGCCCACUCUGAUUGCAUUGAAUUAUGGUGGGCUCCUGAUUCGGGCGAAAAAACUCCAAAUGACAAAUGAUUAUGUUUCAUAGCUGCGAGCAAUAUCGAGCUUAUGAAAUCAGAGAAUUUUCUUAGAUGAGUCACAGACAUUUCUUGGUCAGCCGAUAAAACAAUGAAUGUUGGGUCAAGUUUGUGCUUAUUUAUCUAUAUUUACACUCAAAUCAACAAGUUUAAACAAGAAUAAAGAGGAGGAAUAUUUUAUUCAGUUUGUCUGGUAAACAAGAAAGCUUUGUCUGAAAUUUUACAAAAUUUGAACUUUCAACAACACGCGCCAAGAUCUAACAAUGGGCUAGAUAUCUUUUACGUGAGAAUGAAUAAAACGAGAAAAGGUAUCACUUAGAGUGUUUCCCGCCGUUUUCUGAAGUCCUUGAUUCUCGCCCUUUUUACAACUUCGACAUACCGCAUUUCUUAUGUUCUAGAAAUAACGUGCGUUGAGAAAUCCAAUUUGCGAAACUCCAUUUUACGCCAGUUCUACCACAAUAUUUAACUGCACUGGACCAGAGAUAGAAUUUCCAAUGACUCAUGCUACACUUAAAGGUCAUACGAACGACGAGAGAAAAACAUACGACUUUUUUUUAGAGAACAUCAAAAUAUUUUCUUGGCUUAUUAAGAUGGAUAAAAUUCCCGCACAGCCCUAUAGCAUUGUUAAACAAAUCUGUUUUUCCAAUGGCAAUGUAUUGUUUUUGUCAUUGUGUGCUCUGUUCAAGAACUGAAUGCAUAAUGUAGUAUGGGGCUGUGCAGAAAUGUUACCAUUCUAGUGUAAACAAUUCUAGAUUUUUUCUGUUUAAGAUUAAACUCUUCGGUUUAUAGAUCUUUCGCGUUCUGUCUUGGGUUAUCAUUUAAUCGGCCGCCCUGGCGGAAAGUAUAUUGGGUAAAAUUUCUGCACAGACCCAUACUAUAUUAUGCAUUCAGUUCUUGGAUAGAGAAAACAAUGACAAAAACAAUGCAUUGCCAUUGGGAAAACAGAUUUGUUUAACAGUGGUUUGGGGCUACGUGGAAAUUUUACCCCAGUUCUACUAUAAUAUUUAACUGCACUGGACCAGAGAAAGAAUUUCGAAGGACUCAUGUUAUACUUAAAGGUCAUAUGAAAGGCGGGAGAAGAACGUACGAUUUUUUCAAGAGAAUAUCAAAAUAUUCGCUUGACUUAUUAAGCUGGAUAAAAUUUCCGCAUAGCCCCAUACUAUUGUUAAACAAAUCUGUUUUCCCAAUGGCAAUGUAUUGUAUUUGUCAUUGUUUGCUCUGUUCAAGAACUGAAUGCUUAAUGUAGUAUGGGGCUGUGCGGAAAUUUUGCCCCGGCGAGUUCUCCUUGUCCAUUUUUUGGUGCAUUGAAAGUACGAUUUGGCGGCCAAAAAGUGUCCCUUUUAAGCGCACCGCCAAAACGAUCAUAUUACAUAGCGUUUCGAUCGUUGUCAUCGAAGAGAUUUUACUCCAAAGAAACACAAGUUUUAUGGAAUUAGAUGGUGGCGAAUCCAAGUGAUGUGUGAAAGUCGAUGCAUAUGAAAUAUUCAUUUACCCAUUAGGCGAAAUGAGUCAUAUAGCAAUGCUGCACUUAAACUGAAGAGGCUUUUGUCUAUUAAAAUUCCUCUUUGAGAUUAACUUCAAUCAGAUUGCUAUAAACUCACUCGUUUUCCGUUAGACCGGCUCGACGACGAGAGCCCCCGUUUUUUUGCACUCUCUGGGGAAAGGAGCAACUUGCAGUGAAACUGCCCGAUGACUUCUCGGCGAAAAAUCAUUGUGCCUCGUGAUGCAGCUGAUUCUUUCGUCGAAAGUUCGCUUUUGGUUUCUUAAGGGAAUUACUCUACAGCAACGAAACUCUAGAGCACUGACCGAGGGAACCUUCGCCGCACUUAUUGCGAAGGAAUGAAAUGUUUUGGCAACAGAAACGAACACACUACUCAUUCUUAACAUAAAUUUCGCCAUAGAAAACAAAACACAAACGCAAUAAACUAAAUAUUCAGUAGAGGGAGAGAAACCGCCUUUGUCAGUCUUCGUCGAAAUCUUCGUUUGAUGCACGCGGUCCUCCUUCGUAGGGCUGAACCGUGCUCGCAACUUCCAUUUCUUCUUUGCUACUUGAGUGCGAUGUAUCACAACUCUCGUUUGAGCCUGCUGAAGGUAGGUGUGCAUCGCUAUCGGUCAUAAUUUCAAGAGUAUUUCAACGCUGAUCGAUACAAACGCAAAAUUACAAGAGAUGUGAGAGAUUUGUAAGUGUUAACUGAGAGUUCUCACAGUUUUUCUACGUCAUCACCCGAUAAUUCGUUACCAGCCCACGGGACAUUUUUAAGAUAAAAUAAGAGCACUUUAGGGCCCGAAAAAACCGUGUUUUGGGCUUUUUGAAAUUUUUCUUCUAUCGGAAUUGGUUUGUACAUAUGAUAAGCUAAAUAUUUACGCAAAAAAAAUUGCGUGUCAUAUGGGCACUUUAAUCCGUCGCCCCGGCGGAAAAUAUAUUGGGUAAAAUUUCUGCAUAGCCCCAUACUACAUAAUGCAUUCAGUUCUUGGAUAGAGAAAACAAUGACAAAAACAAUACAUUGCCAUUGGGAAAACAUAUUUUUUUAACAAUAGUAAUAGCUUUUAAUAAUUAUUUACAGGAAUGGCAUGCAGAAUUUAUUCAAACCCUGCAGGUUAUGGCUUAACAAUUUGUGAAAUCUUUAGCACUUUAAAAUAACUUUUUUUAGCACUGAAGUACCUCUCCUCUGCACUGUUUCCUGAAAACUUCAUUUCUCUUGCAUGCUUUUCAGAAGGAAGAAAUUUUUACCUGAUCAAAAAGGCAAUAUGAUUACAUGCCAGCAAUUUUCAGUGGUCAUUUAACACAGUGGGCUACAGGUAGUAAUUUAACACAUUUUUUGUGAAUAAGUAAUAAAAGUAAUUUAUUUUCUUGUGAUUUUUAUUUUAGCAACUUCCUGUCCAACAUAAAAGGUUCCUGUGAUGUCGGGACAAUUAAAGGUAGCAGAUCAAACAACUGCUUCUGAAAAUCACAGCAGCAACCAAGUUAUUUUGUACACUCAGGUGUCAUUUCAUUUUAAGGAAACUUCACUUUUAUCCAGACGUUAUCAAUGCAUCCCUGCCAACUCUCUCACUUCAGGAGCAAAUUACUUUCCUGCAGAUAAGAAACUUUGCAACAACAUAUUACUGGUAUUUACCAAGCAGGAGGUUGAUGAGGGAAAAAAAAAUUUUUUAGAGAGUAAAAUAAGUUCACAUCAGUUUAAGAUUAACAGUCCACAUAGAUGACUGUAGUAAGUUUUUAUUUUUGGAUGAUCGAGGCUGAGGAAAAAUAUGUACUAGGUCUUGUGUUUCACACUUUUUUUUAGAUAAUAAUUGAUCAUACAAGUUGUUUAGAAUUGGAUGAUUUAAAGUUUGCUAUUUCAUGCAAAACCAAACUCUGAAUAUCUGACGAGGAAAAACUUGUGUGUAACAUUUUUUGUGUGAUGUCAAACAGUUACAGAUGUAGGUCACUUCUUAGAGUAUGAGAUUACACAGUUAUAUCACACUAAUCGUGGUAUCCACAACAAUUGUUCUUUACUGUCUCACAGAAAUUUUGCACAACUUUUGCUCAUAAGUUUAAUGAGUUUGUGAUGUUGCCAAGUGAAUUGAAAAUUAUAAAGUGUCUUUCAAAAGUAAAAUAAUUCAUAAAUGAGUUUUUUUUUAUAUUCAUAUACUGUAAAUUGUACUUUCCUAAAUCACAAAAAUCUUGUGCUCACAGAACAAUGCUGGGGAAAGAAAACUGGGAGUAACCCUUUUGAGUGCUGAAUGGAAAACUUCAAGCAAUGGAGACUUGACAACCAUCAACCGAGAGCUAGCAAUACAGAUGGCUAAACAUCCUAAUGUGGAAGUCAGUGUUUUCUUACCUCAGUGUACUGAAGAGGACAAGAAAGAUGCUGAUAGUUACAAUGUUAAACUCAUUGAAGCAGCUAAACUGGGUGGUUUUGAACCAGUUGAUUGGCUAGCCUCUGUACCUGACGGCCAUGCUAUGGAUUGUGUUCUAGGCCAUGGAGUAGCUCUUGGUCGGCAAAUUCAACUCAUAAAGAGAAAUUCCAAUUACAGUGAUUGCAAAUGGAUUCAAGUUGUCCAUACUGCCCCUGAAGAAAUUGGCAUGUACAAAAGCAUUUCUGAAGGUCAACAAAAGCAGCAAACAGAAAUAGAAUUAUGUCAAAUGGCAGAUCAAGUUAUAACAAUUGGCCCCAAGCUAACUGAUGCAUAUAAGCACCAACUCAGAAAACAAGAUGUUUUUAACCUGACGCCAAGCGUUUUCACAGAAUUUUCAGAUGUGCAGCAAGCAAGUGAUGAAGGAAGAACAUUUUGUGUCUUGGUAAUUGAGAGUGGUGAUAGUGAAGAUUUUGAUGUUAAGGGGUACGAUACUGCAGCAAAAGCUAUUGCUGAGCUAAAGGAUAAAUCUUACCGACUCAAGUUUGCUUCCAAACAGAAAGGAAAAGAAGAUGAAUUAAAACACAAGUUACUUCAGUCUGGUAUUGGUUGUAAUCAGCUAAGUAUCUGCACUUUAGAUGAAGACAGGGAAAAAUUAGCAAACUUAUUCUCUGUGGUGGAUAUUGUCAUACUGCCCUCAAAAACAGAGGGAUUCGGGUUGAGUGCUCUUCAGGCCAUAUCUGCUGGUCUUCCAGUACUUGUCAGUGGUAACUCAGGAAUUGCAGAAGCCUUAAAGGAGGUGACUUAUGGGUCACAGUGUAUAGUGGAUUCAGAGGAUCCUGCAGCCUGGGCCAGUGCAAUAAAAGCUGUGCAUGACAAAAAAAGGAAUGUACGACUUGAAGAGGCUAAGAGUCUUCGUGAAAACUAUUUGCAGAAGUUCAGCUGGGAGGAACCUUGCAAUUUCCUUGUCGAAAAGAUGUACAAUCUUGCAUUUGGUAAGUUUUCUCAUAUUGCAUCAGGAAAGCAGAAAAUUUGAAAUAAUGACAAAGCUCACAUGUUCUGCGUUAAAUAUUCAAUUUACCAGUUAGAAGUUGUUUCUAAAUGCUAUAGGGACAGUAGUGUUAUGGAAUAUGACAAAUUUACAUGUAAGAAAACUGGUAAUCCAAGUCUAUAAGUUGGUGGUAAUGGCCAUACAAUACAGUAACUGUUCUUAAUAAUAGUGGUGGCCAAAAGUUGUAGUUUGUGACGAGUUGGUAUGAGACUACCCCAUUUAGAUGUAUUCUAAUCUUUACUUCAGGAAAGAAGCAAACUUGGAAUUCCGAACCUGAGAAUGGAGGGGCAUGUUCAUCCAGUGGUAAGAGCCACAGAGAAUUAGCACUAACUGAUCAUGUUCAUCUAUAUGAUGAUGUCUUUGCAAAUUUUGUGGGAAAUAAAUGUUCAUAUUUGAUAUUUUAUUAUUACCUAUAAUGUAGCACUCAGUUGUCCAUAAUCAAUGUGACUUCACCAAACCUUUAUCAAAUUCAUUUUCCAAAAAUCCAAAAUUAUCAGACUUCUUAUGCUUUUCUCCAGAUCCUGGGUUCAUUUCAUUGCAGCUCUAAAAUUAAGUUAACAAAGUAACAAAUGGAUGAUCAUUCUAGCAAUUCAAGUUCUAAGACAGUAAGGGAGCCAUAUUUUUCCUUGACUGCUAAAAUGAUACAUGAAUUGAUAUGCCUGUACGUCUUCACAGAAUAUGCCAUGUUGAUGGCAUUCUCCUAAACUUUUGAAUAUAUUUUUUAAUUACUUAAUACUCUAUCUGCAGACUUAGGGGCAAGUUUGUGUAAAGAGACUGAACAAGAGCCUUUUGUCAAAGAAAUGGAGCUUCAAGAUGUCAUCAGAAGUAGGAAACAUAAUGCUCCUAGCCCAAGCAAUGUUAACCCUGUUGUGAAGAAAAAAAGUGAGGUCUCUAAGGAGGUAUCAGACCCAGUUCCUGGUCCAGGUAUAUUUUAUACCAUUCCAUUCUGUCAAUCAAUCAACUAAUUAGUCCAUCCAUCCAACCAUAAUAACUCACAUCUCUCUGUCAUCAAUUUGUUAAUCAAACAAUACAUGUAUGUCCAACAAUGAAAAAAUCAAUAGCAUGUAUCAUUUCCACCAAGUAAAAAAAGAAUUUUUCCCAGUUGAAAUCCAAAAUCUUUCACCUUCAAAGGAAAAGAAUAUAAAACUUGAGUUAAGAUAUGGUUUUAUUUAAGAAGAGGCUGGAAAUGAGAUCAUGCAGUGGUGUUACUUCCAUGCUGUGGUGUGGUGAGCAAAUAGUUUGGGUGAUGAAAGCUUCAUGAAAGAAAUCUGUCAUUAACAGUUUUUCAGAGGAUUAGAGAAUUUAUUGCAGUAAUUUCACUCAACAUAACUUUGUUUGGUGGGUUGGGAACUUUGUGUCACCUAGAAGGGAGGACUGACCCACAGAGUUUUCAAUAAAUCACUUUAAGUGAAAAAAGUAAAAGGAUUAAUUGGCGUGCAUGCUGCCAGUGUUCAGAAUGUAAAGUUGAUUCUCUGGAUGCAUCUGUUUUGGAUUUAAACUGCAAAAAAAAUUAAUGUAAACUAAUUAGAGAAAAUUGGGCAUCAAAGUCUUGAAUUUGCAACCCCUGAACCUUUCUUUCAAAACUGUCACAUACACUCUUGUUUCAUUAAUUGUUGUAUUUAUCAACAGCUCCUGUUGAAAAUGGAGAUUCUGCUCUGAGAUUUCUUGGGGACAUGCAUUCUUUUGUUGAUAGCAACACUCAACCAAUUCCCUUGCCAGCUACAGAAACUUCUGACGUGAAAGGAGGUGUGUCUGUUGAAACCAGAGGGUGGAAUCCCUUACAUUCUGCUGUAGAGGGUGGUAAUGAAGAUAUAAUUGAGACUUUGCUAUCUUCUGGAUUAGACAUAGAUUCAAGGGGUAAUGAUGGUACAACACCCUUAAUGGUGGCAGCCGCUAAAGGAGACGAGAAGACAGUAGACCUUCUUCUCAGCAAGGGAGCUCAUCCACACCUUAAAAACUUCAUUGGAAGAAAUCUGCUUCAUGCGGCAGCUGAAGGUGGCAACAUUUCCAUUGUGAAGAGCAUGCUCUCUCGUGGCAUUGACAUUGAUUCAAAAGAUGAUGAAUUCUCAUACACCCCACUGACAAUUGCUGCCAAGGGAAACCAUGUUGAAGUUAUGAAAUAUCUUCUUCGAAAGGGUGCAGACAUAUCUUUGACAACUGGAUCUAAAAAGGGGAAUGCUUUACACAUAGCAUCACAGUACGGAAGUGUUGCAGCAAUUGAGAUGUUGCUCUCUAGUUUAAGACCUGACUCAAGAGAUAGAGAGGGAAACACGCCAUUAGUCUAUGCUGCAGGUUGUGGACAGAUAGAGGCUGUAAAUUGUCUUCUUAAACAUGGAGCAGAUCCAUUCCUGAGAGGGGAACAUGGAUGGAGCCUUCUCCACUUAGCUGCUAAGUCUGGCAAUGUCAUCAUUAUUGAGACCUUGCUUUCUAAAGGUCUUGAUGUGGAUUCCAGAGGUGAAACUCUGGGUUUAACCCCUCUGAUGGUUUCCAUUAAAUAUGACAAAUUGGAGGCAGCAAAAUAUCUGCUUGAGAAGGGUGCCAAUGAAAGUUUGAAAACCAUUCAGAGAGAAAUCCCUAUUUUGACCAUUGCAUCAACAGUUGGUUCUGUUGCAGCCAUUGAGAUGCUGCUCUCACGUGAUUGUAGCAUUGAUUCUAGAGAUGAUGGGGGAGACACACCAUUGAUGCAAGCUGCACGUUGUGGAAAUACAAAGGCUGUAGAAUAUCUUCUUGCUCAAGGUGCUAAUCCAUUACUUAGAAAUACAUCAGACGUUGGACUGCUCCAUUUAGCUGCUCUUUCUGACAAUGUUCUCACUAUUAAGGCUGUGCUCUCUAAAAAUCUUGACAUAAAUGCUAUGUGUACAGACCUUGGUAUCACUCCACUGUUGCAUUGCUUGACACAGGGUAAACUGAAGGCUGCAAACUAUCUGCUUGCAGAGGGUGCUGAUGAAAAUUUGAAAAGUAAGGACGGGUGGACUGUCCUAUCUGCUGCAGCAAUGAGUGGUAACGUGGCAGCCAUUGAGAUGCUGCUUAAGCGUGGUCACAACCCUAAUUCCAGGGAUGGUUGUGAUAAGACACCCUUAAUGUGGGCUGCAGAGAGAGGAAAUAAAGCAGCUGUAGAAUAUCUUCUUCCUCUCACACACUAAAAUGUUGUGAAAGGCCACAGAGGCCCACACUUUUAAGAAUACUUGCACAGGUGUAGUUAGAUGUAAUAAAUAUUAGUUUUUAAAUAAAUAGGAGAAAUUCCAAGUUUUUGUUACAUUUAUUAUGGAUUGGAUGAUUAUUGUCUUUAAUUGUAAUUACUCACAAGUUUGCAUUUAUCUUGAUGGUAAUCCGUGGCAACCAUCCCCAGCCCAUCAGGUGAAAGGUGGCAGAUAGUGAAAGGCCUUCAGUGAAGGUUAGCUCCAAAUAAGCUGGCUUCCCAGUGGAUAAGGAGUUGCAGACCAAAGUGGCAAUGUACUUACCAGGAUGGGGUGAGGCUGCAGAUGGCACUGCUUCCUCUAUAAAAUGCUCCAUAAAUCCCAUGACAAGUACAUCAGGCGAGAAAGGGCCGCCUUUAAAGCCCUAGCCCGGGCAGGUGGAGCUCGAUAGCCUGGGAGGGUAAUCCACUUAAGAAAAGGACUACCUCAUCCAAACCUAUCUAGUGCCAUGUGUAAUGGACAAUUAAGUCAUGCAAUUACCCUGGGUUCAAGGACAUGACAGAGAGUCCUUUACCCAUGCUCUAGCUAUGGAUAAAUAGUCGUUGUUCUUUUGAGAGCAGGCUCUUUAGCCAGAAGAUAGGAGAUGCCACCUCUGUUAUAAAAGCUACAGCCCUACGAAUCUUACAGCCUCUCAACCUGCUGAGCUGCUGUAAAUCUUCCCUGGGCUUAAAGAGUGGGAUUGAUGUGCAUGAACUGGCCCUCACUUGAAACAUACAGAGUGCAGGCAGGAAAUAAAGACCUGCAGUGAUGGAGCAUGGCAAAAAUGACAGGUGCUAGAUGGCGCUGAAAUUGCAGAAAUAACUUUGCAUGUAGGUGGUCUAGGGUAACAUGGUCACUUGCUUGUGAACAGAGACAAGCGACUAAGCAGCUCACCCCAAGCAACCUAGCAGCCUUUUCUAGGGUUGCAUUGCUUGCCCUGAAUAGAGAGGGGUCUAGUAAAGAUGACCUAAAAAAAGUUUGUCUCAUCCUUACCCAGUUGGUUGGCCCAAUCAAUGGGCAUCCCUAGUUUAGCAGUAAAAACUAGUUAAAAGAAUUUAUCAGUAUAAACUAAAAGACAGACAUGGAAACAGAUAGGGACUAUGAAUAUGAAAAUGGCUUGCUGGAAUGUGCAGGCAAUGUAAGACUUGGAAGAUAGUGUUCACCCUCACACAAAACCCUUCUCUUCGCCUCUCCACCAAAAUUCUGGUAUAUAAGGCUGUUGUCAUCUAUACCUUCCCGUAAGGGGUCAAGGCAUGUGUACUGUUCAGAAAGCAAAUCAAAUGCCUAGAACAGCAAUGCUGCCUUUUCUCCAUCAUGAACAUUAGAUAGCAGGACUACAGAACCAACAAUGAAGUCCUGGAAAAAGCCAAUCUUCCCAGUAUGAAGGCCACGUUCAUGCUGCGACAAUGAUGGCCUGGCCAUGUCUCCAGUAUGCCUGAUACAUGAAUCCCAAAGGAGCUAUCAGAUGGAAAACGAGACAGAGGGGUUCCAAGAAAAUGCUGGAAAGACUAACUGAAGGGCCAGUUGACUCAGGCUGGCAUCAACCCCAAGCACUGGGAACAGCUUGCAGAAAACCAUGCAGCAUGGUGAUUAACAACAAGAAGAGCAGCACAAGAUUUUGAGAUCACAAGACGAGAGGCGGCAGAAGAGAGGAGGAGAUGACGAAAGGAAGCACAAGAGCAGGAUCCAACAGGACCUACCUUCCUGUGCCCUUGAUGUCCUAGGAUCUGCCUAUCAAGAAUAGGACUGAUUAGUCAUCCGAGAGCGUGCCUCCCUUGGCAGGACCUUCCUACAACUGAUCCUUGGAUAUGAAGAAACUGCCUUUAUCAUCACCAAUUAUAUUGUGGCAAAUCUGUGUGUAUCAUAUUAGAGAUUCAGUUUUUCAGAUCAUGUAGAGGAAACAUGUGUCCUUUAGAAUUCCCACACUACAAUGCAUUUUACUCUGAAGGAAAAACUCGGCUUUAAAAAAACAUUAAAAGGUGUUAUACUACAGCACAGAUAGGCAUGCAUUUAGUUUUAAUGACUAACUAACCUUGGCUAGGAAUGGUUAUCACUCCUCUCUGCUUGGGUGGAGAGAAGCAGUACAAAAAAAACAUCUGAAUUUGCAGGCUUACCUAUAGAAAAGGCUUGACCCUUUAACUCCCAAGAUCUGAUUGACAAUUCUCCCUUCCAGCUGCUACAAAUUUCCUUGUAAUUUGGUUACAAGAAUUUGGUGUUUAAUCAAGGUAACAUCUUGUACCUGAUAAGUUUGAGUAUUCUCACUACCUUUUUCAUGGUUAAUUUAUGAAUAUAGGGAGAAGUUACAUGUUAAUCACUUCUGGGAGUUAAAGGCUUAACCACAUAGUUUUUAUAUAUUUCUUGGUAUAAUGUACAAACUUCAGCUUAUUCUUUCAUUGUAAUGUUUAAGAUAUUCAAGGACUUUAGUAACUCAUAGUUACCUGCGAGUAAAUUGAAAUUACUUUCAAUUUUUGUUAGGUGGAUUGAUAACUGUCUUGUAUAGAUAACUGUAACAAACUUAAUGUACUUGGUUUUUUUUUUUUUUGGACUUAAAUCGAGAUCUGUUUAAUCUCCUUCCUCUCUAGAUUGGUAAAACUAGCUAUUUCUUAACUAAAGUAAGAUUUUUUCCACAGUGACCUGGAUUUAACUUUUUGCAGUAGGAUGUAAAACGAUGAGAACCAUAGAUUUCAAUUUGGCAUCAAUGCUUAGGGUUAAAA
Molecule: messenger RNA, 11311 nt
Organism: Pocillopora meandrina
Lineage: Eukaryota; Metazoa; Cnidaria; Anthozoa; Scleractinia; Pocilloporidae
Source: the annotation of a GenBank genome assembly